Salvelinus namaycush (lake trout) is the source of this 3373-nucleotide messenger RNA. RefSeq names its product cytochrome P450 26B1-like. The annotation marks the transcript as partial. The record is from RefSeq and is a predicted model, not a curated record. The transcript has 5 exons. Gene Ontology annotation, molecular function: oxidoreductase activity, acting on paired donors, with incorporation or reduction of molecular oxygen; monooxygenase activity; iron ion binding. NCBI's taxonomy places the organism in Eukaryota, Metazoa, Chordata, Actinopteri, Salmoniformes, Salmonidae. Gene Ontology annotation, biological process: sterol metabolic process.
CUCCCCAUCCUCCUCCAGGUCUUUUCCAAGGUGUUCAGUCAUGAGGCGCUACAGUCCUACCUCCCUAAGAUCCAGCAGGUGAUCCAGGAGUCACUGAGGCUGUGGAGCUCCAACCCAGAACCCAUCAACGUCUACAGGGAAUCCCAGAGGCUGUCGUUCCACAUGGCAGUGAGGGUGCUGCUGGGGUUUAGAGUAGCAGACGAGGAGAUGAGACAUCUGUUCAACACCUUCCAGGAGUUCAUAGACAACAUCUUCACCUUACCCAUAGACCUGCCGUUCAGUGGGUACAGGAAGGGUAUCCGUGCCAGGGACACACUCCAGAAAGGAAUAGAAAAAGCCAUCAGGGAGAAACCCCUCUCUUCCCAGGGGAAGGAUUAUAGCGACGCACUUGAUAUCUUGCUGGAGAGCGCAAAAGAGAACGGCACUGAACUCACAAUGCAGGAACUCAAGGAGGCGACCAUUGAGCUGAUCUUUGCUGCGUUUGCCACCACGGCCAGCGCCUCCACGUCUCUCAUCAUGCAGCUGCUUCGCCACCCUGCCGUGUUGGAGAAGUUACGAGAGGAGCUCCGGACCCGGGGGAUCCUCCACAACGGCUGUCUGUGCGAGGGGGAACUGGGCCUGGAUACCAUCGUUAGUCUGAAGUAUCUGGACUGUGUGAUCAAGGAGGUGCUGAGGCUCUUCACGCCCGUGUCUGGGGGGUAUAGGACGGCCCUGCAGACCUUUGAACUAGAUGGGGUACAGAUCCCGAAGGGUUGGAGUGUGAUGUACAGCAUCAGAGACACCCACGACACCUCCUCCGUCUUCAAGGAUGUAGACGCCUUCGACCCCGACCGCUUCUCCCAGGAACGCUGCGAGGACAAGGAGGGACGCUUCCACUACCUUCCGUUUGGCGGUGGCAUCCGCUCCUGUCUCGGGAAACAGCUCGCCACUCUCUUCCUCCGUAUACUGGCCAUCGAGCUGGCCAGCACCAGCCGCUUUGAGCUGGCGACCCGGGACUUUCCCAGAGUGGUGACGGUGCCGGUGGUUCAUCCGGUGGACGGGUUAAAGGUGAAGUUCUACGGUCUGGAUUCUAACCAGAACGAGAUUCCGUCCGAUCUCCUAGCCGACAUCAAGACGGAAGAGCUGCUGGGAGCCGCGGUGUAGAUCGUUGAUUUGGAUUGGACGAAGCAAGGAGGAAGGGAGGGAUGGAUAGAGGGAGGAGAAAUGAGAGAGAGGAGGAGGAUGGAUGGAGGACAUGGCAGAGAGAAUAAAAGGAGAAUGGGAGGUCAGGAGUGGUCUAGCAUCCUUUUGUUUUCAUUUUGCUGAUGUCUUGGAAUGUUGGAGGUCUCCUUUGAACUCUAAAAAGGAACAUUCUGAAUUCCGAUUCCUUCUCUUUGUCGUGUUAUUGUUAGUCAUUGGAACUUUCUGGGAGACAAAGAAGAAGAACAGAGGCUGCCAAAAAAAAUCUCUAUUCCGUUUGUUUUCCAAGAAAUAUACAAAACUAUGUAUAAAAUGAAAAGUAAUGUAAUAUAAUGAAUGAAUAAAAAAACAGAAGAUUUAAUGUUAAGAGAAGUUAUGCACAAUUAGGAAACAGAUUCUUAGGGGAGUGUAUUUGGAUUAGAGGGAUGGAUGGAGGUAGGGAAGAAAGAAAGGAAGCAAGGAAAGGAGGGAUAAAACAGGGUAUAAUGAUUUAAGAAGCUUAGGGAUAGGAUAAAAGACAGGAGAAUCUACACAGGAGAGAGAGAGACUCUUAAAGUGAAUCCAGAGCUAGAGAGAGAAGGGCAGAGGUGAGUUCAUACACACUUGUAUAUAUCAGGGUGCUCCAAGUCCAGUCCUGGCAAGUGCUAGAGUUUUCCAGGCUUUUCUUCCAGCCAUGCUCUAACACACGUCUCUCAAACAAUCAAGCUAUCAACCUAUCAACUAUCACGAUUUGUUAAAUGAGGCGUUUUUUUUACCCGGAAAAUGGACUAUAAUUCUCCAAGAUGGGGCUCAAACAGAGACCCCUGCUAUAAAGGACUUCAGGGAGAAUGCGAAAGAGAGACUCAAAAGCUGGAAAGGAUUUUAGGAUUGUGUGUCAAUAGCUCAGGUGUGGAAGGGGAUCUUUCAUUGGACGUAUUUUCAUAUCUUCAUUUUUUUUACUCAACCUGCACAUAAGAGACGAUCAGUUGUUACCAAUCAUCCCCCUUCCCCUUUAAACCCUCAAACCUGUGCUAUGAUGUCAUCGGACUAUGUGUCCGUGUGUGUGUCCGUCGCUUGGCCUGACAUCUGCCUCUUUGCUUGACUGGAUGUAUUUUGGACAUAAAGGAGAACCAUUUUUCUAAAGCUAUCAGAAUCGUCUAAGCUGGAGGAAGAAUGAUAGAGAGAAAGAGAAGAAGAGAUAAAGAAAGAGAAGAAGAGAGGGAGAGAUAAAGAGAGAGGGGAGGAGAGGGAGAAAUACAGGAGGAGAGGAGACCUAUAUACUUGCUGCUUGAGAGUUGCUUUGUUUUUGUAUUUCAGUUGGAGCAGAGUGUUGUUGAACUCUGUGGGACGUGAAGCUGACAUUUUGACUAGCUGCUCCUCUUUAUCAACACAAAAAUGCAAAAUUGAUUUAAAGAAAAAUCUAAACUUUUUUAGCUAAUGAGAUUUAACAACGUGAGACGAUUGCACAAUCAGAAUCAUUUUUGGAACUUAUUACUAACCCCAACACCAGGAAAUGUCCAUCAUGGAUAAGGAGAGAAAAUACUUCCAAAACAAAACUACUUCCUUUAUAACUCGUCAAAAGAACACUUAGAACUUAAUGAACAUUCCGGAACUCACAAACAUUCCGGAACUCACAAAUAUUCGGGAACUCACAAACAUUCUGGAACUCACAAACAUUCUGGAACUCAAUUUUUUGGGGAAUUCACAAACAUUCCGGAACAUUCUGGAACAUUCUGAAAUAACAUCCCGGAAUCCUUGGACAGUUGGGAGUUUUAUUUGGAGGGAGCUAGGACCCAGGGACUGCUGGGAAAAGCUUCUAUAAAUGAUAUUCUACUACCGUCUUCUACAGAUAUAUAAUGUCUAUAGUGUUAAAGUCGUAUAUAUUCUGGGACCAACUACACCACUGAUUGUCUACACAUACUAUACGUACAGUGAGCUGCUUCUGUGUUUCUAAAUGACAGUUAUAGAAGUGCUAUCAUAUAUAGAUUGCAAGUGAGAUUCAUCGACAUUUCUCGUUUUUUUAUUGUAUUUUAAAAUUGUAUUUAGCAAAUAUUUUGUAUUUUGUGAAAAGCAAAGAGGGAUGGGCAGUUCUGUUCAUUCUGAUUCUUGUGUUUAGUAAGUAAGCCAUGGGUUAACACCUGUUCUCUCUAAUACCCUAAUAUUAUUAUUAUUGACUAUUAAUAUUUCUUAUUGUAAUAAAAUAUUAUUAUUUUAA